Molecule: messenger RNA, 6510 nt
Organism: Dama dama (fallow deer)
Lineage: Eukaryota; Metazoa; Chordata; Mammalia; Artiodactyla; Cervidae
Gene: NT5DC3
Product: 5'-nucleotidase domain containing 3
Exons: 14
Coding region: 9-1646 (545 amino acids)
Molecular function (GO): 5'-nucleotidase activity
Source: RefSeq, a predicted model, not a curated record
CGGCAGGCAUGGCCACGGCGGCGGUAGCAGCGGCGGCUCGUGGAGCCGGUGCAAGGGCAGUGACGGCCCUGCGGGAUGGCUGCCGGACUGCGACCCGGGGGCGGUCGCGCGCGGGCCCCGCACGGCCAUUGUGCACAGCACCUGGGACCGCCCCGGACAUGAAGCGCUACCUAUGGGAGCGCUACCGGGAGGCGAAGAGGAGCACGGAAGAACUGGUUCCUUCAAUUAUGAGCAACUUGUUAAAUCCAGAUGCCAUCUUCUCAAACAAUGAGAUGAGCCUGUCAGACAUUGAAAUCUAUGGCUUUGAUUAUGACUACACCUUGGUGUUUUAUUCAAAACACCUUCACACACUGAUAUUUAAUGCUGCUCGGGACCUUCUCAUCAAUGAACACCGGUAUCCCGUGGAAAUCAGGAAGUAUGAGUAUGACCCAGACUUUGCAAUUCGUGGACUGCAUUAUGACGUGCAGCGGGCGGUCUUGAUGAAGAUUGAUGCUUUUCAUUAUAUCCAGUUGGGAACCGUCUACAGAGGCCUCAGCGUGGUCCCCGAUGAGGAGGUCAUUGAAAUGUACGAGGGCUCCCACGUGCCUUUGGAACAGAUGAGCGACUUUUAUGGGAAGAGUUCUGGAAACACCAUGAAGCAGUUCAUGGACAUCUUCUCCCUGCCUGAGAUGACCCUGCUGUCCUGUGUGAACGAGCACUUCCUGAAGAACAACAUCGACUACGAACCGGUGCACCUGUACAAAGACGUCAAGGAUUCAAUUCGGGACGUGCACACCAAAGGGAUCAUGUACAGAGCAAUUGAAGCAGAUAUUGAAAAGUACAUCUGCUACGCUGAGCAGACCCGCGCGGUGUUGGCCAAGCUGGCUGAUCAUGGCAAGAAGAUGUUUCUUAUCACCAACAGCCCCAGUAGCUUUGUGGACAAAGGGAUGAGGUAUAUUGUUGGAAAAGACUGGAGGGACCUGUUUGAUGUGGUCAUCGUUCAGGCUGAGAAGCCAAACUUCUUUAAUGAUAAGCGGAGACCUUUCCGAAAGGUGAAUGAGAAAGGUGUCUUACUCUGGGAUAAAAUCUACAAGCUGCAGAAAGGCCAGAUUUACAAGCAGGGCAAUUUGUAUGAAUUUUUGAAGCUUACUGGAUGGAGGGGCUCCAAAGUGUUGUAUUUUGGUGACCAUAUAUAUAGUGACCUGGCGGACUUGACCCUGAAGCAUGGCUGGCGAACGGGUGCAAUUAUCCCAGAAUUAAGAUCCGAGCUCAAAAUCAUGAACACGGAGCAGUACAUUCAAACUAUGACCUGGCUACAGACACUGACCGGGUUAUUGGAGCAGAUGCAGGUUCACAGAGAUGCGGAGUCACAGCUGGUUUUGCAGGAGUGGAAGAAGGAGAGGAAGGAGAUGAGGGAAAUGACCAAAGGUUUCUUCAAUGCCCAGUUCGGGAGCUUGUUCCGCACAGACCAGAACCCCACGUACUUCCUGCGGCGCCUGUCGCGCUUCGCCGACAUCUACAUGGCGUCCCUGAGCUGCCUGCUGAACUACGACGUCAGCCACACCUUCUACCCCCGGCGGACCCCGCUGCAGCACGAGCUGCCCGCCUGGUCCGACCGGCCCCCGGCCGCCCGGCUGCCGCUGCUGCAGGAGGCCCAGGCUAAGUAACUGGCGGCCCCCCGCCCCCGGGCACCGAAAGCCAGCACCGGUGAUGGCCCCACGCUGGGCAGACUCUGCGGGGAUGUGAGCAUCGCUUUUGGAAAUGAUACAGAUAGUCUUAGUGACACCUGUUUUGUACAUUACGGAGGACACCCCCCAGCUCGUGCAGAAGGGAGCUCACAGCUCGCAGAGCCUGCCCUCCUGUGCACGUGGGGCGGGGGGACAGCGGUUGGCCUCCUGUCGACACCCUGUGAUCAGCCUUCUUGUUUCCCAAGGUACUGUAUCCAGCAUCAGACUUCCUGGGAUGGGGAGUCUUCUUGAUGCCUGCUCUGUAUUCCAGCAGGUGACGUUUUGAAACUCGUAACUCUUCUGUGAAAAGUGCGUGGAAAAUGCUGAACACACACAGACAGUGUCGGACUGGUGACGAGGGUCCACGAUGAGCUGCUGGUGCUUCAGUGGGCGCUUGGAUAGCGACCACGGUGUCGGCGGCAGGGAUGGACCCCAGUCGGCCGCUGGUUCCCAGGCAUCUGGAACUAGGGCUCUGGCACACUGGUGCCUCACUUGACAGCAGACUCAGCCUCCCUGGAGGUCUUAUGUGAGAAAGAACAGGAGAAGCUGCCAGUCCUCGGCCUUGAUUGUCCUCAAUAUCCCUUUCCUGUGUCUUGCCCCACACGGAGGAAGGACCAUGGUGCCCCAAGUGGUGGGCAGGUUCACUCUUUUCCCUCCGAAAAGGAGGACAAGGAGAGAGAAGCUUCUGGUUUAAUGUCCUGCCAGCAGAACAGACUGUAGAAUGAGGCUGCUACAUGCGAACGCACGGGAGGAAUCAGUGCGUUUGUGGUGGGUAUCCCAGGGCUUUAUAACCCCUGACGCCACCACACAUGUGUGUUGCUUGAACCUGCUCAUCAGAGGAUGGAAAGUGAAAUGAAUAAAAUGUCCUCAUAAUUUAGUGCUGUAUGGUGACACCCCCGCGCCCCCCCCUCCCCCAGGUGUUUUGCAAUCUUGUUAAACUGUGUGUUACCAGAAACCGUCCUCGUUGGAGGGCAGUGAGCAGAUGCUUUCUCUCCUGAUUCAUCAGCCGAGGAGAGGGGCGUGAAUCCGGCCGGAGCGAGGGAGGUGGCCCUCUCUGCUCGGCCGUCUCCUGCCUGCUGCCUUUAGACUGCUUUCCUGCCAUGCUUACGUGUCUGCUUUGGGGAUUUCUUUAGUGUCUGCGUUUAAGGUGGGAGAGGAUCAAGGACAUUGAGGCUGAGCGAAACAGUUGGAAAUAGCCUCACUGAGUGAGUGUUCCCAUUUCUUUCUGAGGACAAGGCAAGUGACACCUAUCCUUAAGCCUGAAGGAUGCAGGUGGCGGAGGAAAGGGGCUUGAGGACAGACUGCUCGCUUAUUUGGCAUUUUUAAUGGAUUCGUGUGGAGCCAGCUGUUGAGGAGAUGUGAGCUUGGCCUGUCACAGGCUGCCUGCACGCGUGCAGAAAUUAGGUGACUUCUAUAGCAUGUUGUAUAAUGCUGCGUGUUUUAAUGGGACUGUUGUUGUUUAGUCGACUCUUGGUGACCCCAUGAACUGUAGCCCGCCAGGCUCCUCUGUCCAUGGGAUUUCUCAACCAAGAAUACAGGAGUGGGUUGUGAUUUCCUUCUCCAGGGGAUCUACCUGACCCGGCGGUCGAACACACAUCUCCUGCAUUGGCAGGUGGAUUCUUUACAGACUGAGCCACCCGGUGUACCUGUGAUCUUGUCUUGUAUUUAACUAAAAUAGUGAAGGUGACUGUCUAGACCUAAUAGGCCCAGUUGGCCUUCUUUUUCCCCUUUGUUACAAACACAGGUGUCCAUCCCUUUUUCAGGCUGCAGGAGGCACUUUGCUGGCUGUUUGUUACUGCCUGGGGGUUUUAAGCAUCAGAGUGCAUUGGAGACUGGCAUUUCAGGGGUGCAGGUGGUGCCCACAACUGCUCAGUGUUGGGGUCCUCAGAGGAUAUGCUGGUGCUCUGGGCUGAUAGUUUCUGCUUUGGAGAAGCUGGUGAGGAAGUAGGUAUUUUAAAACUUUUUCUAAUCAGGUAUUCAUUGGAUAUCUCCUCCGUGCCAGUGAUAGGGUGUUUUGUUUACUCAAGAAAGUCGUUACUCAAAAACAUCUCAGUACAGCUGUUUUUACUGCUUUCAUGUAUGUCUGGGUUAGGAGUCCCAAGCCUGGGGCGAGAAAUACAUUUUCUAGGUGUGUGAAUAAGGAAUUUUAAUGACUUAUCACCAAUUAAGGUUGAGCAAGCUCCAGAAGAUGGUGAAGAAUAGGGAAGUCUGCUGUGCUGCAGUCCAUGGGGUCGCAAAGAGUCAGACACGACUGAGCAACUGAACGACGGUGGCCGUGGCACAUGGCAGUGUUGAGGUCUGUCUGGGGCCAGCGCAUAGUCAGGGUCAGGGCGGCUCUCUCCAUGUGCAGGACGGAGGGCUUCGCUUUGUCUGUGCUUGGUCGUUUUAACUUGUUACUGUCGUGAUACUCAGCUGGGAUUCAGCACCCUGUACAGCUUUCUUUUCCUCCUGGCUUAUCCCCUGGCAAGCCCGCUGAUGAAUGCAUUUGGGUGCAAGGGAAGGGAGUCUAUUUUCUACCACUUAAAAGAUCAGUUUGGAAAGUGAUCAGAAUGAGCUCACUUGAAAAUUAGCUUGCACAUUGAAAAAUAUUUUCCCUUUUUAGCAUCAGUUAGACUGAUUUUCUCCGAAGGAUAUGAACAAAAAUACAUAGUCCAGGGGCUGUCUGUGUCCCUAAGGCUCACCAUAGCUAUAGCCGGUUGCCCUGGAAGGGACCUGCACAACUGGUUUUUCCAGAAUCACUUUUUAAAGUAGAUGAAACCUGGCUUUUAAUAUAUUUUAGGAGUUUGGCUUAAAGCUCCCACUUUCCUCCUAACAUAGCCUUAAAAAAAAUUUUUUUUUCUUUUAAAAAUUCCCUUCAGCUCCACUAAUGCCAGCUAACACAAACCACCUGUUACUGAUUAAGGCCCAUCUAUGACUAAAUUCCUAGUUGCUUUGAAUGCAUUGGUCCUCUUAAUUAGUGCCAAAGAGAAAUACAGAGUCCUUUUUCCUGCUAGCUAAUUUAGCUUUGGGUGAACUAAAUAGCUUCCCCCACCCCUUUCCCUCCCCAGAGGCCUCUAAAGCAGCAGAGAGUGCGCUAAACGCUGAAAUUGGAUCCACUCUGCCAAACGCUCAUCUGUUGCCAAAAACCCACUUGGGGGCCCUGGUCUGCAGUGUGCUCUCCCACUCAGUCCGGCCAGAGGCAGGGAGGGUUCCUUGAUUGCUCUAUUCGACUCCCAGGGAGCCUGUGAUGUGCUGGCUUAGUACUGGUUUCCUUUUGUAUCAGUUUCCUUUCUUUCUCUGUUAGCAUCUGGGAGCGAGGCUCCAAGUCUAGCUUAAGUGAAAAGUGAAGUCGCUCAGUCAUGUCCGACUCUCUAUGACCCCAUGGACUGUAGCCCACCAGGCUUCUCUGUCCAUGGAAUUUUCCAGGCAAGAGUACUGGAGUAUCCGACUCUUUGUGACCCCCAUGGACUGUAGCCCACCAGGCUCCUCUCUCCAUGGAAUUUUCCAGGCAAGAGUACUGGAAUGUCCGACUCUUUGUGACCCCCAUGGACUGUAGCCCACCAGGCUCCUCUCUCCAUGGAAUUUUCCAGGCAAGAAUACUGUAGUGGGUUGCCAUUUCCUUCUCCAGGGGAUCUUCCCGACCCAGGGAUCGAACCGGGGUCCUCCCGCACUGCAGGCAGAUGCUUCACCAUCUGAGCCACCAGGGAAGCCCCCAAGUUUAGCUUAGCUUAGUUUAGUUUAGCUUACCUUUAAUACCCUGGUGGAUUGAGGAAGGAAAAGGGAGUGAAGUUUCCCUAAUGCAAGGCUCAGCACACUUUCCCUGUCAAGGACCAGACAGUAAAGACUUCCAGCUUUGCGGGCUGUUUCCUGCAGCCCCUCCUGUAGGACUGGGCCUGCCUGUGGUCCAGGACAGCCUGGCCUCUGAAAACAGGCUGCAAGCUGGAUUUGGCCCUCGGGCUGUGGUUUGCCGACCCCUGCAUUGACAGAUUAUGUGGGUGGCCAUGAUGAGAUGAUGACUUUGCUGAAAGUGUGCAGGGUGGUAAGCAACCACAGAUACACAGUUGUGUGCAGCCAGUGGAAAGAAGUUCGGUAGGUAAGCUUGCAUCUUCCCCUACGAGCUUCUCUCUGGACAUAUUCACUUAUGUGGCCAGUGGUAAAAUACUGUGUUUCGAGCACAUGGCAUGACUGUCAGUUGUGUGACCGAGUGGCCAGGCUCGGCACUCGUUGAAUAUACCUCUCGUUGUGCUCAUCUGUGGUUGUGCUCGUAGCGUGUGAUGGGCCUGGCUACCCUGAAGACCCCGAAGGACUUUAUCCCCCAUCUGCUGUGGGGGUUGGUUGCUGCUGGGUCACCGUAGCUGCUGGCUCAGUCUGCAGCUGUGGGUCCUCUUUGGGAGCUUCCCCCGUUGAAGAGUCUUCCUUCGGAUGAGGGUGUGGUCAGAUUCCCUCCCUGGAGCAACUCUGAAGGCCCAUCGGCUCCUUCCUGCCCCCCUCCCUUUCCCAGGUGCAUCCCAAGGACAGUUCCCUGUAAACUUCCCGCAUGAGACUCCCCACGUCAUGCCUGCUCUCUGGAACCGACCCACAACACUGCUCUGUACUUUUCUACACUGCAGCCUUGAACUCUGACUUAGGACACUGUUUUCUAAUUAUUUAGUAGAAGGACAGAUGGUGCCUGUUUAAUUUCAGGCAGGGUAAAUGCAAAUUAGGUAGACUUGCUAUUUAUCCUGAAUGUGAAUUUGCUAUUUAUUCUAAAUAUUGAUUUUAUGUUACAUGACGUCGAACUUACUGCCAAAUAAAAGUUUGAAUUGUAUUGUCCGGUUUACCCUCA